This is a messenger RNA of Benincasa hispida (wax gourd), 705 nucleotides long. Lineage: Eukaryota; Viridiplantae; Streptophyta; Magnoliopsida; Cucurbitales; Cucurbitaceae. The record is from RefSeq and is a predicted model, not a curated record.
AUGUACCAGGACUUGAAGCGUUACUACUGGUGGAAUGACAUGAAAAGAGAGAUAGUUGAGUUCGUCAGUAAGUGCCUAGUGUGGCAGCAGGUGAAAGCCCCGAGACAGAAGUCAGCAGGCUUGUUACAACCAUUGAGUGUGCCAGAAUGGAAGUGGGAGAAGACUGAUGGGCAAACAGAACGUUUGAAUCAGAUAUUGGAAGAUAUGUUACAUGUCUGUGCUAUAGAGUUUUCAGAAAGCUGGGAUGCUCACCUACAUUUGAUGGAAUUUGCUUAUGAUAACAACUACCAGUCUUCUAUUGGGAUGUCGCCCUUUGAGGUGCUUUAUGGAAAGAGUUGUAGGUCUCUGGUGGCAUCGACGAAGGUUGUUUUGAGGUUUAGAAGGAAAGGAAAACUGGGUUCGAGAUUUAUUGGGCCUUUCAAGGUCUUGCAGCGAAUUGGCCCUGUAGCUUACUGCUUGGCAUUACCUCCAUCACUUUCUUCAGUUCAUAAUAUCUUCCAUGUUUCGAUGUUGAGAAAGUAUGUGACAGAUUCGCCCCAUGUAGUUGACUUCAAGCCAUUACAGUUGAAUGACAACUUAAGCCACAGGGAGAAGCCCGUAGAAAUUCUCGCCAGAGAGUUAAAGACAUUGCGCUAUAGGGAGGUUGCAUUUGUGGGUUAUGUGGCAGAAUCACUAGUUCAAGGAAGCUACCUAGGAGUGAGAUGA